Thermothelomyces thermophilus ATCC 42464 is the source of this 2166-nucleotide messenger RNA. RefSeq lists its product as uncharacterized. Gene Ontology annotation, molecular function: carbohydrate:proton symporter activity. Lineage: Eukaryota; Fungi; Ascomycota; Sordariomycetes; Sordariales; Chaetomiaceae. The record is from RefSeq and is a predicted model, not a curated record. The coding region runs from base 407 to 2068 and encodes 553 amino acids. Gene Ontology annotation, biological process: carbohydrate transport; transmembrane transport. Gene Ontology annotation, cellular component: membrane. The transcript has 4 exons.
AUUUUUUUUCUCCCCUCCCCCGAAAACCGUACGCCUGGGGAAAUCGAGGGGAAAGCGACGGUCCCUCGUCGGGGUUGGGACACCACUAACCGAUUCGGUCGUCUCACAAGCCCACGGAAACUACCCAAGCCCCGCAAACUAUUCCGCCUGCAACUGACGCGAACCCUGGUUGGUCCAGUGCCACCGACACUGUGGCCGAUGCACUCGCGCCCCGGAACCAUGAACACCUUCUCGGUCGCGCGCCAUCCUGCAGGUCGAAGAUAAAUAACCUGCCCUGAUCCAGCAUCUCCAGAGCUCUCGGAUACCUCUCUUGCUUGCUGCCGUACAUUGAUAGCAUCGGUCUCUUCUCUGUGCCAUCUUCUCUCUUUUCAUAAUUAUUGCCUGCGCUCGGGGCUUCGUAGACACGAUGGCCGAUACUAAAACACCACCAGGUUCGGACGGGCCUCUUCCAGACAAGGAGACCGGCGCAGUUGCUGCUGCUGCGGCUCCUCUGGAUGGCGACAUCGCUAUCGUGGAGGCAAAGCAUGCCUCGGAGAAAGAGCACCAAAUGUCCCUCCUGAAGGCUCUCAAGCUGUAUCCCAAGGCCAUCGGCUGGUCAGUCCUGGUAUCGUCCACCAUCAUCAUGGAAGGUUACGACCUUGCCCUGCUCGGCAACCUGUAUGCCUCCCCGGCCUUCAACAAGAAAUUCGGCGAGUAUGACGCCGCCUCGGACAAGUAUGUAGUCUCGGCUGCCUGGCAGUCCGGUCUGUCCAACGGUGCCAGGGCGGGCGAGAUCUUCGGCCUGAUCUUUGCCGGUUGGGCCUCGGACCGCUUCGGCUACAAGAUGACCACCAUUGGGUCGUUGAUCCUGAUGAUCUGCUUCAUCUUUGUCCUGUUUUUUGCACCCAAUGUCAAAGUGUUGGUGGUUGGCGAGAUUCUGUGUGGCGUUCCUUGGGGUGCAUUCCAGAGCGUAACGGCAGCUUAUGCCUCCGAGGUGGCUCCCAUGGUGCUUCGUCCCUAUCUCACCACCUUCAUCAAUAUGUGUUGGGUCAUUGGCCAAUUCUUUGCCGUUGCCGUCAACAAGGGGUCGGUGGGACGGAACGACGACUAUGCCUACAAGAUUCCGUUUGCCGUGCAGUGGGUAUGGCCCGUUCCCAUUCUCGCUGGUCUCAUCUUCGCCCCCGAGUCCCCUUGGUGGUAUGUGAGGCACGGCCGGAAAGAGGAAGCAAGGAGGUCCUUGCUGCGCUUGACCUCGCGAAACCAGCCCGACUUCGACCUUGACGAGACCAUAGCCAUGAUUGAGCACACCAACGAGCUGGAGAAGAAGCUGAAGGAGGGUGUUCGGUUCCGUGAUUGCUUCAAGGGCGUCGAUCUCCGCCGGACCGAAAUCGUCGUCGGCAUCUGGCUUGUCCAGACGCUUGGAGGGCAAAACCUGAUGGGUUACUUUGCAUACUUUCUCGUCCAAGCCGGCAUGGACUCGAGCAAUUCCUUCACCCUCUCCCUCUGCCAAUACGCCCUCGGCAUGAUCGGCACCGCCGGCUCCUGGUUCCUCAUGUCCAGGGUCGGCCGCCGGAAAAUCCAUUUUGGCGGACUGUGCGCCCAGCUCACCCUCCUCAUCAUCGUGGGCUGCCUUUCCUUUGGCACGACGAAGGCGUCCGUCUGGGCCAUUGGUGCGAUGCUGAUCGUCUUCACCUUUGUCUACGACUUCGCCGUCGGCCCCGUCACCUACUCGCUCGUCUCGGAGCUCUCCUCGACCCGCCUCAAGGCCAAGACGAUCGUGCUGGCCCGGGCCGCGUACAACGCCAGCAACAUCUUCGUCAACGUCAUGACCAACUAUCAGCUGAGCUCCACCGCCUGGAACUGGGGGGCCAGGACCGCUUUCUUCUGGGCCGGUUCUUGCCUGCUGUCGGCCAUCUGGGUCUUCUUCCGCCUGCCGGAACCCAAGGGCAGGACCUACGCCGAGCUGGACCUCUUGUUUGAGCAGCGGGUGCCGGCAAGGAAGUUUGCCGAGACCAAGAUUGAUCCCUUUGCCCACACAGAGGAGAAGAGGAGCUUGUCGGGCGAGAUGCUGGAGCACGUAGAAAAAUAAUUAGUUUGUCCAAGACAGUGAAUAAUUUAUCACACACGACAAAACCGGGUCAAUCUGCGUCCCAUGCACACGGCCCUUCCCGUUUUUUUUUUUUUUUU